AUGUUUGCCGCUGCGACGGUUUGCGUCAUUCUGGAUAUAUUUACUACCCUUCGAAAUAUCUCCCGUGCUAUUGACCCUACCAUUGGUGGAAUCGCGAAUGAUACCACUGCGAAUAUCGCCGCCAGUAUACAAUCAGCAUUGGCCAGAGUUCUUUAUAUUCUCAGUGAUGCUAUUGUACUUUGGCGCGCCUGGGUUAUAGGUAUGCGUAGGAGGAAGAUUGCUAUUGCCCUGAUCGCAUGCCUUGUUGCGACCAUCGGUAUAAGUGAUUUCUCCACUACCACAUGUGAGGCGAGCGAAGUAAAAAGUGGAGAAACAACCUUGAUUCUAGCACUUCCGACACUCUUCACAAAUAUUGUUGCAACAUCCAUAAUUGCUUGUACAGCGUGGAAGCAUAGAAAUUUCAUUAUAUUUCUCCUCUCCUCCUUCCAACAGCUUUCCGGCGUGCUGGGCUUGUCUAUAAUGGAAGUUAUCAUGAGUCAGAUAUCCGGAAUCUACCCCACUCUUAUCAUGAUUAUCGUCUGUUUGAACCGAAGCCAUUGUGACCGGUACAGCGUGCACUAUAUCAAACAGCCCUCGGGUAUCAAGCCAUCUUACGAUGAUGGUCGACCUCCGUCCUCAGUUAUUGAUAUCAACGGGAGCGGGGUUCCACGAGAGGACAAUCAGAAGCAUGAUGAGAUAGCCAUGAGUACGAUGAAUUCAUCCACAACGGAAGUGUAG
This is a messenger RNA of Stereum hirsutum FP-91666 SS1, 717 nucleotides long. RefSeq lists its product as uncharacterized. The coding region runs from base 1 to 717 and encodes 238 amino acids. Lineage: Eukaryota; Fungi; Basidiomycota; Agaricomycetes; Russulales; Stereaceae. The record is from RefSeq and is a predicted model, not a curated record. The transcript has 6 exons.